AUGCAUGAAAAAGACUUUGGUAUCCUCUUGCAUCUGUAUGCAAUACAGGAGAAUAGUACAGCCCUGGCUGAAUUCAUCCUUCUUGGCCUUUCUGAUGAGCCCAACUUGCAAAGCAUAUUGUUUUCUACUUUUCUAGUGAUCUAUGUCAUCAUUCUGGCAGGAAAUCUCAUCAUCAUUCUCCUCACGUUGGUUGACCCUGCACUACAAACACCCAUGUAUUUUUUCCUGAGAAACCUGUCCUUCCUGGAGAUCUGUUACACAUCCGUCAAUGUCCCCAAGAUGCUUGAGAACCUUCUGUCUGGGAACAAGACUAUCUCCUUCCUAGGAUGUGCUGUACAGACCUAUUUCACAUUCUUUCUUGGUGGUUCUGAAUGUUUCCUCCUGGCUUCAAUGGCCUAUGAUCGCUAUGUUGCCAUUUGUAAGCCUCUGCACUACCCUGUCCUCAUGAACAGGAAAGUGUGCAUGGGUCUAGCUGUGGCAUCCUGGUUGAGUGGGUUUUUUAUGUCCUUUGGUCACACUAGUAUGGUGUUUACUAUGUCCUUUUGUGGUUCAAAUGAGAUUAAUCACUUCUUUUGUGACAUUCCCCCAUUACUGAAAUUGGCUUGUGGGGAUACUUCCAGGACUGAAAUGGCUGUAUUUCUAGUGGCUAUGAUAUUUAUAACUUUUCCAUUCCUCCUGAUCUUACUGUCGUAUGCUGGUAUCAUUGCCACGAUUCUGGGAAUUUCUUCUGCUGAAGGGAGGAAAAAGACCUUCUCUACCUGCUCUUCACAUCUCAUUGUGGUGACCUUAUUCUAUGGUUCUGGAUGCAUCGUAUACUUGAAACCCAAUUCAACUUAUUCACCUAAUACUGAUAAAUAUCUGUCUCUUUUCUACACAGUGUUUAUCCCCAUAUUGAAUCCUAUCAUAUACAGCUUGCGGAAUAAAGAAGUUAAAGGUGCCUUUAAAAGAAGAUUGAAAGACAGACUCAUGCAGAAUUGCUUGGAGGACACUGCGGUGAACAUGGAUUUAUAA
Molecule: messenger RNA, 1011 nt
Organism: Gekko japonicus
Lineage: Eukaryota; Metazoa; Chordata; Lepidosauria; Squamata; Gekkonidae
Product: olfactory receptor 10A7-like
Exons: 4
Coding region: 1-1011 (336 amino acids)
Biological process (GO): G protein-coupled receptor signaling pathway
Cellular component (GO): membrane
Molecular function (GO): G protein-coupled receptor activity; olfactory receptor activity
Source: RefSeq, a predicted model, not a curated record